AUGAUAGUGUUGAUAAUUCUGAAAAUUAUCAAUCCAUAUAUAGUAAAUGCGAAUAUAAUUACGGAUGGAUUGUCCGCUAUUGGCUCUGUGGCGAGUGAAGUGGGAAAUACAGUGAAGGAUGUUUCCAGUGAAGCGCUCUUAGGAGAAUUACAACAAAUUGCAGACGGUGGCAAAAUUAUAAGAGACGGCACUGAAAGCAAUUUUGUGAAUUCAAUAGCUAAUACGGUUAUGAAAAAUGUAGUUGGCACUGCAGUUCUCAAAGCUUCAUCUGGUAUUACACAUAAUGGUGAUUUCGCCUUUUACAACUUUAUGUACCCGGAAAAUGAUGAUUAUCCAUGGGCAUGUAUCUGUGAUGAAUCUGAUUAUGAAGAGUAUAUUAAGGGCAAGAAGGACAAGGUUAGGUGCAGGAACUAUAUUGAUUCAUCCUUACAAAAUGCAGUUUUAUAUUGUAACCCAGCAAAUCAUAACUCUUCCAUAAAUGACAAUGCCAAUAACAAUCCCCCAAAGCAGAUUGAUAACCAUGUGUCCAUACCACAAACAGCGCCAGCAAAUCAUACCACAGUUUUAUCUACGGAAGUCGACACUAAUCACAAUGAACAAAAACAACCAAAUUCGCCUUCAGUUCCAAGUGAAUCUCAAAAUUCAGUGUCCGCUCCGAAAGAUGAAUCUGUUAGUAGCACCGUAGAAGGAGCCAAAUCAAGUUCAUAA
Messenger RNA from Babesia microti strain RI, 708 nucleotides. Its product is annotated as conserved Plasmodium membrane protein, unknown function. The transcript is spliced from 3 exons. NCBI's taxonomy places the organism in Eukaryota, Apicomplexa, Aconoidasida, Piroplasmida, Babesiidae. Bases 1 to 708 code for a protein of 235 amino acids. The record is from RefSeq and is a predicted model, not a curated record.